CGCUACUUAAAAUUUGUACACCGCAGCUGUUAUUACAGGAAGAUUCACAUGAUAAAUUAAUAAAUCCAGUACAAGGACAAGUGGAAAAACAACCCAUUCAGCCGACAGCACCACCGGCCAAUUAGCUCAUCGGGAAAAAGAUGUCGAUGUCGACGCCGUCGCCGCGGUUCAUCCUCGUCGUCGUAUUGUGCUCCGUGAUAAUGUUGCUUGUGCAACAAGCAUCAUGUUACAAAUACCACUACCACGCCGCCAAGCUCCGAGAUUUCACGGCCAGAGCCGACAAGAAACUGGCCGCGCCUCCGCCGUCUCUCGCCGUCCGGCCUCCUCCGAGGGUUGGCGGAGUGUUUUACCCAAUUGGGUACGGGGCGGAUCCCACCGGCCACAACGACAGCGCCGACGCGAUACAGAAGGCGUUGAACGACGCUUUCGAGCAGCUGAGCGAGCCGGACAAGGAGCUGAUGCCCGGAGUGAAGGACUUGGGAGGCGCCGUCAUCGACCUCCAAGGCGGCAAGUACAAGAUCAGCAAGCCUAUUACCUUCCCGCCUGCCGGCGGCGGCGACCUUCUCAUAAAAGAAGGGAGUUUCAGAGCGGCGGAAGGGUUCCCAUCUGACCGUUUUCUGGUGGAGUUACUGUUCCCGCAAUCAGAGGUCCUGAUAAACAAAACGGCCAACGUGUCCGCGUUGCAGGGCACCACGAUCUUCUACGAGGACAUAACGUUUAGGGACCUUCUCUUCGACUCCGGCCACAGUGGCGGCGGCCUGCUGGUGGUGGACGCCGCCAGGACCCGGAUCGUCAACUCCUACUUCUUCAACUUCACGACACAGGGGAUCCUGAUCCAGGGCGGCCACGAGACCUUCAUUCAGACUUGCUUCGUAGGUCAGGUUCCCACCGUGGGGCGUGACAAGAACGAGCGCAGGUACUACUCUGGCACCGGGAUCGACCUCGCGAGCAACGACAACGUCAUCACCGACACGGUCAUCUUCUCAGCACAAAUCGGACUCCUGGUGCGGGGCCAAGCCAACAUCAUCACGGGGCUCCACACCUACAAUAAGUCAUGGCUCUUUGGCGGGAUCGGGGUGCUGAUGAAGAUCGACGCCGCCUACAACCGGAUCAUGGACUGCUUCUUCGACUACAACCAGGUUGUGCUCGAGGACCCUUACUUCGUCCAGGUCAUGGGGAACUUCUUCUUCGGGCAUGCCAACGUGAUGCUCAAGUCGGUGAAGGGUGGUACCACAGGGCUAACCGUGUUCAACAACUACUUCGUCGGGUUUGCUGGGGCGCCCAUGAUAGAGCUUCAGGGGAAGUUCACGAUGGUGCACGACGUGCUGGUGGAUCAGAAUCAGGGGAAGUUCUUGAACGUCCAGUCGACGUCGGCGAAGGUGACGGUGGCCGGGAAAGGGAAGAAGUGGGUUGCAGAUUUCAGUAAGAAGCUGGUUUUCCCUAACAAGAUCGACCAUUUUCAGUACUCGUUCGCGGUGAAGCAGCCGAGGCCCACCGUUGCUGGCGGUGGCGUGUGGGGUGGGCCGAGGUUUCCGAUCCAUGCGGCGACGAACGUGUCGGGGAAUGUGGUGGUGGUGGAGAGCGAGGAUGAGGUGGACGCCGUCGUUUCGGUGAUGGUUGAUCAGGUUAAUCCGGUUGGAGAGGAGACUUUUGUGUUCGGUCGCAACGGCGAAGGCUAUAAUGUCGGCAUGCAUAAGUGAUACAAACCAAGUGCUACACUCUUCCUGUCUUUUUUUAUUUCCUGUGUUUUUAUUCUAUCUCUUUAAUCUUUUUCAUUUAAGACACAUAAAUUUCAUAAAUUCUCUAAUUAAUAGUUGUCGAGCUCCACAUUAAACAAGUUUUUCUUACUCAUCAAUAGUAUCCUUCUCUCA
Molecule: messenger RNA, 1871 nt
Organism: Linum tenue
Lineage: Eukaryota; Viridiplantae; Streptophyta; Magnoliopsida; Malpighiales; Linaceae
Source: the annotation of a GenBank genome assembly